Messenger RNA from Desarmillaria tabescens, 1145 nucleotides. RefSeq lists its product as uncharacterized. The transcript has a single exon. NCBI's taxonomy places the organism in Eukaryota, Fungi, Basidiomycota, Agaricomycetes, Agaricales, Physalacriaceae. Bases 242 to 1066 code for a protein of 274 amino acids. The record is from RefSeq and is a predicted model, not a curated record.
CCUAGCUCCACGCGACGGAUGAAACCACCACAGCCAUCGACAAUGACCACGGUGCCCAACAACGCCCCUAGUGCUGCAAAUACGGCCCACCAUCCCCAUCCGACUCGGCCAGUUACCCCCACAUCAACAUCGGGGCCAAUCGUGUCCACACACGGAUGGACGACCCACCGACGAGUAAAAACGAACCUAGGAAUCGAAUAUCGGCCAUCAUCUAUAAGUAGGAGGGGGGGUAUGAACCCGAAUGGCACGAUGGGAACGACGACGACGACCCGGACGAUGGUGGCGACAAUGGGAGGGAAUGGGAGGGACCGGGAGGGAUGUACAAUGGUGCAGGGCCGUGCUGGAGAGUAGGGGUGGGUUGUGGAGGACGUUCCAGGGCAUGUGGGAGCGGGAAAGGGCAGGAGAGAUUGAGCGGGAUGGAAGGAGGAAAGUCGAGAUGCCAACGGCCGACGACGAGGACGACUACUGUGCGCCUUGGACCAUCGAUGGACGACUGGAGUGCGCAUUGAACGCGCCAAAAAUCAUAGCUGUACGACGAUUACCACCUCCGCCGUUGCCUACCGCUCCCCGCCAAACAUCGGGCUCUACCACACCACCCUGCCCACCUACCAACCCCAAACUCAUGCAUCUCCCAUUCAUUGAGUGGAAGAUCAUGAUUCCGAUGUUUUUUUCUCUCCUGACCCUGUCAACACCAUCUGCCCGCCCACCAUCCCGACACCUGCCCUUUCCGCCUCGUAUCGCCCCCCACAGCCCUCCACAUGGGGCAACGGCCUCACCACUCCCGUUUUCAACAACGGGAAAUACAGUGGUGAAGUCAUUUCUGUUCCAUUCCCCCCCCCAUCAUCGUCGAACGGCCGUCGAUCCCGCCCUGCCGACUUUUUUGCCCCCCACAAGUGGUAUAUCACUCUCCAUCCCUACGAAAUGUCAUAUUUCGUUGGCAGGGGUACUGAUACCACUAACGGCUCGAUGCCCAACCCUGCUCUCGACGCCUACGCCCUGCUGUGCCCAGCACAGCGAGGGGUAUUAUUUUUUUUGCCUUUUCUUGUUCCCGUGGGCACAUAUAUAGAGUUUAAUUUAUCAAUACAAUAAUGGUACUAUAGUCUAGUUGGUAGAACGCCUUGUGUGUGUUUGUAAUUUUGCCGUUG